Molecule: messenger RNA, 2738 nt
Organism: Spirometra erinaceieuropaei
Lineage: Eukaryota; Metazoa; Platyhelminthes; Cestoda; Diphyllobothriidea; Diphyllobothriidae
Source: the annotation of a GenBank genome assembly
AUGUAUCGAAAACUGGUACUUGCUGCAGUGCACCUGAUGGCUUUGGGCACCCUUUCCUGUAUACCGACCACAGGUUUGCUGUUAUUUGAAAUACAUUAAAUGCUACUUUCAGGCAUCAUCAGUACUGAUUCUGACAUAUGCAUAGUUCCGACAAAAAUCUCGUCGCCGCUUAAUGCUGAAGAUCUCUUAUCCAAAGUGAUAAAUAACGAUCAUCCAUUUCCUGCCGGACGGGCAUUGAACUGUACGGCCAAAAUAACUAAAUUGAAUUUCGGCAAAGGAAGCACCUGCAGGACAGAGAUCAGUCAAAUAUCCUUCAGUGCACUAACAUGUUAUUUGGAUGUAAAGUUAAUUUCGGGUUCCUUUAAAUGCGAGGUAAAUUUAAACGCAUCUUUGCCUCUCCCAAGAGAACCUUAUUUAUGCAUUACGCAACUGAGUUUCAAGCUGAAUCUUCAUGCACAUUGAUAUCAGAGUUUUGAGUUACCGUCAGAAGACUAAGCCUAUUACUUAUCCUUAAGUAACAUCCUUAGAUGCAAUUUUGCCAGAAAAUUGCGUUGUUACGUUUGACGGCGCCACAUUUUAAGGCCGUCAUAACGUCCUGUCGCUUGUUAGUGUACUCUAAUGUUUGAUUGCAAUAUUCUGACUGCCUUACCAAAUAGUUAAUCCUUGAAUGUUUCCAUCGACCAUAUUUGAUUAACGAGCAUAAUGAUAUGUUAGCUGAAGUCGAGCAGAUAUUACCUGACAUUCAAAAGCUGUAAACACGGAGCUUUUGGAAUAGAUGCUGUGCAGUGCUCAUUUGCUCUACUACAAUGAACGGAUGCAUUUCAAACUGUAAAUACUCUAGACGUUUCUUUCAGCGGCGGUGGUUAAUUGGGCCUCAUUUAACUCGACAUCUGACAGCUGUCUCUAGUCCCUUGAAAAAGCUUCAUGGGUACCCAUUUCUCUUGACAUACUUAUGAUUUGUUAUAAACUAAAUGGAUGCCACCUAGAACUGAAGGACCGAUAUAAGUAUCAUUAUUUAGCUUCAUGGUAAAGUAUGCAGUUGUUCUCCUAUCUGAAAGAGGGAUUUUCAGUUUGUCAACUAAAAUGUGUCAUUGAUUAUUUUACGGUAUACUAGGAUAACGGAAAACUCGUCACGGGUGGUGACCCCACUGAACGAAAUCUAACCGCCAUUGUGAAACUGGAACGUGACAAAACCAAUCUGCUCACUCUCAAGAACGCGACACUGGGUUGGUUGAUUCAAGGACACAACGGUACACAAGGCUCCAAAGAAAAUUCGGAAGGCCUGUUUGAGAAAAAUAGGCCCUUUUCCUAUAUAUUUUCCAAAUUGGUCCUGUUUCAGUGCCAGCUUCUUACAGUCAGAGGUAGUCAAUCCUGUUACUUUUGCAAUGCUUGCACCUUCCGUGUAUACAUCCUUGAGAGUGACGUAUGGCAUUUCUAGGGAAGGGUCUUUAGAGGUGCAUAUAACUUUGAUUUUUUGAUGCGCUUACAUGUACUAGAUCCAUACUUGUGGCUAUUGUUAUUACCUAGCUGUUUUGACUAAUUAUACAUUCAUUAGAAUUGAAUAAAAGGCUACAUAGCAGGUGCACAAUCAUGUUUGUGUUUUCGCAGGAUACACCACUCCAGGUUGCUUCCCCGGAUUUAACUGGUCUUUAAUUUUCAUGAAUCUGCUGCUUAUGGUGGCCUUGGGACGGUGUGCCAUUCCAACAUCCAGUCCUGUAGCAAUGUGCUCUGUUGCUUCUGAAACGUCCUUGAUGUAUGGCAAAGAAUGCCAUAUCGUUGGUGGUGCCAUUGGUUGCGUCCUCUGAGGGCGACCGCGUAGACAAGGACUUAUUGAUGCCUUCCGAUAGCAAUUUUUGCAUGCUGGUCUCAGAGAUAACGGGACUUUCGUGCUCGGUCCUCCGGCUUGUUGCAAUGCGCUUGGAUCCGUUUGAUGAACGUCUUUACACAGCUUCGUUUGCGAGUCAUCGGAUGGUUUCCGUGAAAAUCUAGAAGUUGUGUGGUGUUCGUAGUCUUCCUAUAAACCGUCGUUUAAAGUUUACCGUCAAGGUUUCGUCUGAUAAGCACGUCCAGGAAGGGCAACUGCUGUUCCUGUUCGUCUUCCUUCGUGAAUUCUAUAUCAAGGAAAACUGUGUUGAGCAGGUUGUGGGAAUGUUGUAGGAUGUCCUUCUUUGCGAUAAGAAACGUAUCGUCUACGUAACGGUGCCAAAAUACCGGCUCUUGUUGGAUGAAGGCAGUCUUUUCUAACUCCUGUGGAAUCAGUCCUGCCACUAAACCGCAGACCGCUUGUUCUAAUAUUGCUGUCAUCUCUAAAGAUGGACGCCUACACGGGUUCGAAAGUUUAGACCAAUAAACAGAAAUUUUCGGCGCUCGACCACCCUUCUACUUCACUUAUACAUACACCUGGAACUCGAACUGUCGCCUUCAUUCAGGAAUGCCUACGUUAAACUUAUUUAGUACACAAGGUGAAAAGGCUGUGAAACUCACGACAAAAAUUUAAUCUCAAUGCAUUUAUUUAGGUUUAAAAAUGCUUGAAAAUGAAUGUAUAUUAUAAAAAGCAAACAUCAGUCCGGCUCUCGUUGUACGAAACAAUUAUGCUGCCUGCCCGAAUGCCAAUUUCGCACUGUUGUCUAAGUGACUUCAACUAUUCUGAAAUAUUUGAUCUUAAAUUUGUUUUAUUUCUAGAGGCCAAAAUUGCGGAAGCACAAAAAGGCCUGUAUGCACGAAGACAAACAAAAUAA